AUGCCAACAGAGUUCUUGACUAUUGAUCAAUUUGCCAGGCAGAAGACUCAGAAACGUUCUGAUCCGUCUAAUCACCUGGCCGCCUUCACUUCUCGGAUUGCAAACUAUGCAGCCUCCUCUUCCUUCGGCGGUGGAAGACUGCCAUCCGAAGGACGCAAAGUGCACCCUGUCAGAACACAAAAAGACAAUAGUGCAUACCAAAAGUGUCUGCAAGAAAUAUUCUCCUGGUCUGCGGUCAACGAGGUGGCAGAGAGCACUUUUUGGGUGGUUGCCUGUUUUGGGACUGUCACAUUUCAUCGUUGCAGCUUGCACCAGCCAACCCCUCCUCACGACUGGCACGAGCCAGAGUGGGCAGAAAGGCCUCGAUUUGGUCAGAAAAUAUUAAAAAAGAGCUACUUCACAUAUCACCGACAUAGUUACGAGUUCAGGAGGCCAAAUCGCAGAAAUUGA
Molecule: messenger RNA, 450 nt
Organism: Protopolystoma xenopodis
Lineage: Eukaryota; Metazoa; Platyhelminthes; Monogenea; Polystomatidea; Polystomatidae
Source: the annotation of a GenBank genome assembly